GUAGAUCUGGAGAAGGUAGUGGGGACCCAUCAUGUCACGAUUUACUACAGAUUCGAGGAAAACUGGGAUAUACACUAUAGUGGAAGAUUUGCAGGAUUUUUCCUCUACAUAUCUGACGACACGGCAUCACGGCAAGCUCUGUUAUCACGAGAUACAGAACAGACCAGGAACCCCCAGCCAUAUCAUCAUACUGGAAUGUAGCAUGUGGGGGAGAUAUGUUAUCAUUUACAAUGAAAGAAAUCCUGAACUCACGUAUCCGCAAUUUUAUUCAAACAUCGCCAUCUUAGAACUCUGUGAGGUUGAAGUAUACGGCUGUCCGAACACUAUGCAGAGUGAAGGAGAGUGUCUGAAUUGUCCCUCCACUUGUGAGGACGGAGUCUGCAACGCAACGACGGGGAUGUGUUUCACUUGUCCGUCUGGGUUCACUGGUGAUUACUGCAACGAAACUUGUGGACUUGGUACUCACGGACAUCGAUGUUCUGGUUUUGCAGAGACGGAGAACCAUGUGAUCAUAUGACAGGCUAUUGUUUAAAUGGAUGCGCUUAUGGAAUGCGUGGAGAUUAAUGUACAGACGUCUGUCAACCUGGAACGUACGGACAAAAUUGUACACAGGAGUGAGGGAUUUUCUGUAAAAGAUCACGUGUUUGUCAUCACGUGACAGGAAAAUGUCAGAAUGGACGUAAACAAGGCUUCAGUGGAGAUACAUACG
Molecule: messenger RNA, 709 nt
Organism: Saccostrea echinata
Lineage: Eukaryota; Metazoa; Mollusca; Bivalvia; Ostreida; Ostreidae
Product: multiple epidermal growth factor-like domains protein 6
Exons: 5
Coding region: 32-517 (161 amino acids)
Source: RefSeq, a predicted model, not a curated record